Brachypodium distachyon (stiff brome) is the source of this 4150-nucleotide messenger RNA. Its product is annotated as probable manganese-transporting ATPase PDR2. The coding region runs from base 193 to 3816 and encodes 1207 amino acids. The record is from RefSeq and is a predicted model, not a curated record. The transcript is spliced from 21 exons. Gene Ontology annotation, biological process: intracellular calcium ion homeostasis. Gene Ontology annotation, cellular component: endoplasmic reticulum membrane. Gene Ontology annotation, molecular function: P-type ion transporter activity; ATP hydrolysis activity; ATP binding. Lineage: Eukaryota; Viridiplantae; Streptophyta; Magnoliopsida; Poales; Poaceae.
AGUAAAACUGACAACAGCGGGCUCCAGGAGGUUGAAGACGAGACACAGAGCACAGCAGGCAGCAGCAGCGGCGGAAAAACCCUCGCGCCGCGGCGGACGCUCGGCCACUGCCGCCGCCCGGCGACCGCCGCCGGUCCGAUCCCGUCGAAACUGAACUGCUCCCCACCCGAUCCGAGCGGUCGUGGCGUCGGCAUGGCGCGGUUCGAGGUGAACGGCAAGUCGGUGCAGGGCGUUGACCUGCUGCGGCGGCGUCACUGGACGGCGCGCCUAGACUUCUGGCCCUUCCUCGCGCUCUACGCGCUCUGGAUGCUGCUCGCCGUCCCGGCGCUCGACUUCACCGACGCCCUCGUCAUCCUCGGUGUGCUAUCCGCCUCACACAUCCUCGCCUUCCUCUUCACCGCUUGGUCCGUCGAUUUCCGGGCACUCGUCGGCCACUCCAAGGCGAGACACUUCUCUCCCACACAGUCGAACAUUACCUACAAUCUGUUUGGUUCGCUUUACUCCAUUGGGUUGAACAUCUUACUCUCGUGGACGCUUCAGGUGAAGGAUAUCCAUGCCGCGAAUGCGUGCAAAGUAACCCCCGCGAAGUUCUUGGGGUCGAAGGAGAUUGUGCCCCUGCAUAUACAGAAAACUGUGGCCUCGUCGUCGGCUUCAGGCGAGGCAGAGGAAAUCUACUUUGAUUUCCGGAAGCAGAGGUUCUUCUACUCUGCAGAGAAGGAUAACUUCUUCAAACUCCGGUACCCGACAAAGGACUUGUUUGGGCAUUAUGUCAAGGGCACAGGGUAUGGGACAGAUGCCAAGAUUAACACCGCUGUGGAUAAGUGGGGGAGAAACAUAUUUGAGUACCCACAGCCUACAUUUCAGAAAUUAAUGAAGGAGCAAUGCAUGGAACCAUUUUUUGUUUUCCAGGUCUUUUGUGUUGGUCUUUGGUGUCUGGAUGAGUAUUGGUACUACAGUUUGUUUACUCUUUUCAUGCUUUUCCUGUUUGAGUCUACUAUGGCAAAAAAUAGAUUGAAGACAUUGACUGAACUAAGGCGUGUGAAAGUUGAUAAUCAGAUUGUGUUGACUCACCGCUGUGGAAAAUGGGUUAAAAUCCCAGGGACAGAACUAUUACCUGGAGAUAUUGUUUCAAUUGGUCGCUCACCUAGUGGGGAAGAUAGAUCUGUACCAGCAGAUAUGCUAUUGCUGGCUGGAUCCGCAAUAGUAAAUGAAGCUAUUCUUACAGGAGAGUCUACUCCACAGUGGAAGGUAUCGGUUGCUGGUCGUGGCCCAGAAGACAUGUUAUCGGUAAAGCGAGAUAAGAAUCAUAUCCUAUUUGGUGGCACUAAGAUACUGCAACACACGCCGGAUAAGUCUGUAAAUCUUCGAGCACCUGAUGGUGGUUGCGUAGCUUUUGUAUUGAGGACUGGAUUUGAGACUAGCCAGGGCAAAUUGAUGAGAACGAUCUUAUUUUCAACUGAGAGGGUUACUGCAAAUAGCAAGGAAAGUGGCCUGUUUAUACUAUUUUUACUUUUCUUUGCAAUAAUUGCAUCAGGUUAUGUGCUUAUGAAGGGACUAGAGGAUCCAACAAGGAGCAGAUAUAAACUUUUCUUAAGUUGUUCAUUGAUUCUUACUUCUGUCAUACCGCCUGAACUGCCAAUGGAGCUGUCCAUAGCGGUUAAUACAUCUUUAAUUGCUUUAGUACGGCGUGGUAUUUUCUGCACAGAACCAUUCAGAAUACCAUUUGCUGGGAAGGUUGACAUAUGCUGCUUCGACAAGACUGGGACAUUGACAUCAGAUGAUAUGGAAUUCCAAGGUGUUGUUAGUUUGGAAGGCGACGAAGAAUUGAUAUCUGAUGCAAAUAAGUUGCCUCUCCGCAUUCAAGAAGUUCUCUCCAGUUGCCAUGCACUGGUAUUUGUAGAUAACAAACUGGUUGGUGACCCCCUUGAAAAAGCUGCAAUAAAGGGCAUAGAGUGGAUCUACACCUCUGAUGAGAAGGCCAUGGCCAAGAGACCUGGUGUUCAACCUGUUCAGAUUGUACACAGAUAUCACUUUGCUUCUCACUUGAAGCGAAUGUCUGUCAUUGUCCGUAUUCAGGAGAAAUUUUAUGCUUUUAUAAAGGGUGCACCAGAGACCAUCCAAGAGAGGCUAGUUGAUGUACCUGCUGCAUACGUCGAAACAUACAAAAAAUACACGCGGCAGGGUUCUCGGGUCUUGUCUCUUGCAUACAAACUACUUCCGGAGAUGCCUGUUAGUGAAGCUAGAAGUCUGGAAAGGGAUCAAGUAGAGAAUGACUUAACUUUUGCUGGUUUUGCGGUCUUUAACUGUCCAAUAAGGAAUGACUCUGGUGCUGUGUUGCUUGAACUGGAACAAUCUUCCCAUGACUUGGUUAUGAUCACUGGAGACCAAGCGUUGACUGCUUGCCAUGUUGCUAGCCAAGUGAAUAUUUGUUCCAAACCGAUUCUAAUUUUAACACGGAUGAAGACUAGUAGUUUUGAGUGGGUUUCCCCUGAUGAAAUAGACAGAGCUCCAUACAGUGCUGAGCAGGUUGCAGCUUUAUCGGAAUCCCAUGAUCUUUGCGUUAGUGGGGACUGCUUUGAAAUGCUGCAAAGGACUGAGGCUGUUCUCCAAGUCAUUCCUCAUGUGAAGGUUUUUGCACGUGUUGCUCCAGAACAGAAAGAACUUGUACUAACUACAUUCAAAACUGUUGGGAGGAUGACACUGAUGUGUGGGGACGGAACCAAUGAUGUUGGUGCACUAAAACAGGCACAUGUUGGAAUAGCUCUGUUGAAUGCUGAGCCGGUGCAGAAAGCAGACUCGAAAUCGCAGUCAUCCAAAUCUGAAAACAAAUCAGGGAAGUUGAAAAAACCAAAACCCGUUAGUGAACCAUCAUCUCAAUUGGUCCCACCAGUUAGCAACUCUGCUAAAGCAUCCAGCAGCCGCCCCUUGACCGCUGCUGAGAGGCAGCGAGAAAAGCUGCAGAAGAUGUUAGACGAAAUGAAUGACGAAAGUGAUGGCCGUUCAGCACCAAUCGUGAAGCUUGGGGAUGCUUCCAUGGCUUCCCCAUUCACAGCAAAACAUGCCUCUGUUGCUCCCACGCUUGAUAUCAUUCGCCAGGGGAGAAGUACCCUAGUCACUACCCUCCAAAUGUUCAAGAUUCUUGGACUCAACUGCCUUGCAACAGCAUACGUUCUCAGUGUUAUGUACUUGGAUGGGGUCAAACUGGGUGAUGUUCAAGCUACAAUUAGCGGUGUCUUCACUGCAGCUUUCUUCCUCUUCAUUUCCCAUGCACGCCCGCUUCAAGCACUGUCUGCAGAGCGCCCCCAUCCGAACAUAUUCUGUGCAUAUGUCUUCCUUUCCAUUCUGGGCCAGUUCGCCAUGCACUUGUUCUUUUUGAUGUCAGCCGUGAACGAAGCAUCCAAGUAUAUGCCAGAAGAAUGCAUUGAACCUGAUUCAGACUUCCACCCAAACCUUGUCAACACAGUUUCAUACAUGGUGAACAUGAUGAUCCAGGUGGCAACCUUUGCUGUAAACUACAUGGGCCACCCAUUUAACCAGAGUAUAUCAGAGAACAAGCCAUUCAAGUAUGCUCUCUAUGCUGCUGUUGCUUUCUUCACAGUGAUCACAUCAGACAUGUUCAGGGAUCUGAAUGACUAUAUGAAGCUUGAACCCUUGCCUGAAGGAAUGAGGGGCAAACUGAUGCUUUGGGCUACCCUUAUGUUUUGCGGUUGCUACGGAUGGGAGCGAUUUUUGCGAUGGGCAUUCCCAGGCAAGAUGCCUGCCUGGGAGAAGCGCCAGAAAAAGGCAGUUGCGAACAUAGACAAAAAGCAAAUAUAGGAUCUUGUAUUCUUUUUCUUCCAUCACUGUUUACCUUUCACUGCCCAUUCCUCAUCUGUCAGCGACCUUGUCACUAGUCAACUGAUCAUGAUUUGGCAUAGUUGCACUCUAGUAUGUAGCUUAGGAGAAUUUUGUCAGACUAAGCGCUAUUUGUAGGAGGAUACAGGGCCAUUACCCCCCUAUAUGGUUCUCAACAUACACGCCUGGUGUGGAGGCUAAGAGUUUUCAGUUUCUGUACCUUUCUGUUAAUGAUGACUAACAUGGAUGUCAUUAAAUGGAACACAAUGAUUUAUGCUGUUUCUACUGUUGCGAGGUACACUAUGUUAUAUCCAAA